AAAUAGCUAAAAUUCCAGCUAAUGUCAUAUCCCAAAAUUGAAUACUUUUCCGUUCCAAAUAGCUAAAAUGACAACCCUGGUGACUGAGAACUGAGCGCACCGAUCUUACUCGCCGCCGCCGAUAAUAAGUGCUGUUCGAGGCGAAACUCAGAAACCUGAAAAUCCAAAAGGCCAGAGAUUCUAAAAGCCACCGGGGAUCGAGCCACUGUUUUUGGCCUUGACUUGUAGGAGGUUCAGCUGGCCAAGUGUUUGGAAGAAAAGGUGAUCGUGAAAACGACGAAACUGUCUUGCUGGCUGCUGCUGUGCCUUUGGUGUAUGUGUGUGUGUUUGCUGCGGUGUGUGCAAUUUUUUUUCAUCACCAACCAACCCGCGUGCGUUUUAGUGUGUGCGGUCUCGAAGAUCGCGUGGCCCCCAGGAGAACCCAGUCAGGUCAAGAUCCACGCCAGGCACAGCUUCUACGCUGGAAAGACAGUUCCUUUUAAAUUAUUACUUGUAUCUGCUUUCGACGAGCAGCUCCUUCAACAUAUCCAGGAUUACAAAUACCAACGGCACCUUCAGGCCGUACAAUUAUGGGUUUAUAUGCCAAGAGUGUUUCUUCUACCAGCAGCACUGAGCCAAAUGGAAGCAUAGUCACAUCCUCCGCCAGCGAUUUGGAAGCUAGUAGCAGCAGCAGCAACAUUGUCGCCGUCGUCAGCAGCAGCAGUAACCACAACAGCCCCAACCAGCCGCCAGCCCUGUCCACCGCCCCCUCGACCUCGUCUCAGUCCCGGCAGAAGUUCCCGGAACCGCCAGCAGCGUCCGGAGGAAGCGAGAUGUGCUCCUGUGAUAACCAGAACCUUGCAACAUCCACAUCCACAUCCACAGCCACCACCUCGAAUGGCACUAAACGUAAACGGCGUUUAAGCAGCGACUCCAACGACGAUGCUAAGGAUCCUGAAAUUGGCUUCGAGCCUCCAUCGGCCAAGCGCAUGCAGCGGCUGCCAGUCCUGUACGCCAGCGACCAGAGCAACCUCUCGUCCGUGGCCUCCUCGGUCUACACAUCGCCGGUGGUGUCCGCCGACGGACAGAGCACCCAGGAGCUGCUGAGUAUCCGCAGUUCUCCGGCUGAGGAGCUCCCGGAAGCGCCCAACAGUCCGCUGCCGGACAGCCCGGAUAGUCCACCGAGCCCCGACCGCGGCUUGACCGGUAAGCAGGCUCCUGUGGUAGUCCGCUUUGGCACCGAGAUGGUCAGCUCCCAAAACGAGCAGCACGAGGACGACGAUCUGCUGGACGACAGCUGCGAGGACUACUCGUACGACGAGGAAGAAGACGUCGACGGCGAGGAGGAGGACGACAACGAGGAGAUCAACUCCUCCACUGUUUCCCCAGCCUCUUCGGCCAGCAGCCAACAGCAGCCGGUCAAUGGGGAACGAACUCCUGGUUUCCAGAAGCAGUUGCGGAACUUUCCGAUGAAUGUGAUCGAGCCAGUGUCCUUCGAGUUCAUGAUGUCACCGGCGGAGGAGAACUCGCAGCGCCAGUGCCCGCUUCCGGCGCUGGCCUGGGCCAAUGCGGGGGACGUGUGGCGCCUCAUGUGCCACCGGGAUGAGCAGGAUUCGCGCCUGCGCAGCACCUCGAUGCUGGAGCAGCACCCCGGCUUGCAGCCGCGUAUGCGCGCCAUCCUCCUGGACUGGUUGAUCGAGGUCUGUGAGGUGUACAAGCUGCACCGGGAGACGUUCUACCUGGCCGUCGACUAUCUUGAUCGCUAUUUGCUGGUGGCGCGAAAGGUGCAGAAGACGCACCUACAGCUGAUCGGCAUCACCUGCCUCUUCGUGGCCGCGAAAGUGGAGGAGAUCUAUCCGCCCAAGAUCGGGGAGUUUGCCUACGUGACGGAUGGCGCCUGCACGGAGCGAGACAUCCUGAACCACGAGAAGGUCCUCCUGCAAGCCCUCGACUGGGAAAUCAGUCCCAUCACCAUAACUGGCUGGCUGGGCGUCUACAUGCAGCUGAAUGCCAACAACCGCACCCCGGCCUCGUUUGCUCAGAUGAGCCGCCAAAAGGCGGCCGAAGCCUCGGCGGCGGACGACGCCUUCAUCUACCCGCAGUUCUCCGGCUUCGAGUUCGUGCAGACGUCGCAGCUGCUGGAUCUGUGCACCCUGGACGUGGGCAUGGCCAACUACUCCUACUCAGUUCUGGCGGCGGCCGCCAUCAGUCAUACAUUUAAUCGUGAGAUUGCUCAGCGUUGCUCUGGAUUGGACUGGCAGGUGAUCCUGCCCUGCGCCCGCUGGAUGGAGCCCUUCUUCCGGGUCAUCUCGAAGAAGGCCACCUUCCUCCACCUGAAUGAGCAGAACGAGCAGGUCAGCAACAAGUUCGGCCUGGCCCACGUGUGCCCGAACAUCGUAACCGACGAUGCGCACAUUAUCCAAACCCACACCACCACCAUGGAUAUGUAUGACGAAGUACUGAUGGCUCAAGAUGCGGCGCACGCGAUGCGAGCUCGUACCCAGGCCUCCCCGGCCACCGCGCUGCGCGCUCCCGAAAGCCUGCUGACACCUCCCGCAUCUAGUCACAAGCCGGACGAGGAUCUGGGCGACGAGGGCGAGGAGGCAGCCGCCAGAAGCGGCCUGACCUCCGCAGCCACAUGUGCCGCCGGCAGCAGCAGCAGCAGCCACAUUGCUGUGAACAGCAGCCACGACAGCAGCAACAACACCUGCAGCAGCAGGGCCAACCGCUGAGGGAUCGGCGGUCCGGCUCCUGGUCAAUCUCUAACUCUCACCACACCCGCCCAAACAGUCUCUACGUUAAGUGUUUCUUAUAUUUAAAUUAUUCUCGUUAAGUGAAAAGUUAUUAGUUGCCUAAUUCCUAUUCUAAACAUAUAUUUAAUUUGAAAUAUUCUACGCGCAUCUGCUGCUCAACUCGCGAUAACCACUUCCUCGCACAGCUUACUAUUUAAUUUGUGUAUUUAUCCAGAAAAAGAAAUAUAAUAUUAAUUGUACACUAUCCAUACAACAAAAUAUGAUUACAAAAAGAUCCUCCAGACAAGGGAAACUGAAUUACCCAACAGACUCGUACGCUGGAAACAACAAGAAGCAGGAGUUUGGCAGAAGUUGAUAGAAAAUUGAACUGAGAAUCUAGAAAUCCGUCGCCGAAACCAUGUCCAGCUAUCCACUGACUCAUAGUGACCCCCAUAGCGACAAGUGCAAGAUUAACCCACUAAUCUGACGUACAUGAGCGGGCAGCAGCAGCCCACGCAACUAUACUUGACUAAUCAACUAAAAUUAGUGUGUAAGUCGAGGGCAGUCACUAAAUCGACUAACGCUGAGCUUUUCAUCCGCAUCGAACAACUAACCCGACUAACAAGAAACCAAACUAUCAUAAGGACAACCAAUCCACAGCUGACAUGGAGGGACAAGGAUUGGCAUUUGAUGAAUUAUAUUGAUUUAAACAUUAAUGAAUUGAACGAAAAGUACAGAGAACAUGCGUACACACAUACUUUGUAACAUUUUAAUUUAGACUAAUUUGCCAUAAUUUGCUUAGCAAAUAAACCUGUACAUAAAGCAGAAAGCACACAAUACACAAAACAAACACAAAGGGAAGAAGAUACCUUAACUGAAACGCAUAUAAUACAUUAUUAUAUAAGUGUACCAUAUAUCUUAUGUACAUUCAAAGGCAACAA
Molecule: messenger RNA, 3652 nt
Organism: Drosophila ananassae
Lineage: Eukaryota; Metazoa; Arthropoda; Insecta; Diptera; Drosophilidae
Product: G1/S-specific cyclin-E
Exons: 6
Coding region: 570-2711 (713 amino acids)
Biological process (GO): G1/S transition of mitotic cell cycle; regulation of cyclin-dependent protein serine/threonine kinase activity
Cellular component (GO): centrosome; cyclin E1-CDK2 complex; cytoplasm
Molecular function (GO): cyclin-dependent protein serine/threonine kinase regulator activity
Source: RefSeq, a predicted model, not a curated record